GCAAGAUAAAAAAGAUAAAUCAAGAGCACCAAUUACGGCCAAGCUAGUUGCAAAUAUGUUGACAGUUGCAGGGGCUGAUCAUGUUAUUACAAUAGACUUGCAUGCGAGUCAAAUUCAAGGAUUUUUUAAUGUGCCUGUGGAUAAUCUGUAUUGCGAACCCUCAAUGUUAAAAUAUAUCAAGACUUCAAUUGAUGAUUGGAAAAAUUCUAUUAUUGUUUCACCAGAUGCCGGCGGGGCAAAAAGAGCGACAUCGAUUGCUGAUCGAUUAAAUCUCGAUUUUGCUCUGAUCCAUAAAGAACGUAAGAAGGCCAAUGAAGUUUCAAACAUGGUACUAGUUGGAGAUGUUAGUGGAAAAGUAGUUAUUCUUGUUGAUGACAUGGCCGACACAUGUGGAACAUUGGCCCUGGCAGCUAAGACACUUAAGGAAAAAGGUGCUGUGAAGGUAUAUGCAAUAGUUGCCCAUGGAAUCCUUUCCGGAAAAGCCAUUGAUGUGAUAAAUAAUUCAUGUUUGGAAAGAGUGGUGGUGACCAAUACCAUACCGCAUGAAGAUAAAAAGAGGAUUUGUCCGAAAAUUGAUACUAUUGACAUUUCAUCAACCUUGGCUGAAGGUUAG
Messenger RNA from Acaulospora colombiana, 613 nucleotides. The record is from the annotation of a GenBank genome assembly. Lineage: Eukaryota; Fungi; Glomeromycota; Glomeromycetes; Diversisporales; Acaulosporaceae.